AUGCUCCGAUUUGCUUCCCGCCCCAUCGUCCUUCAUCUACGCUCCUUCGCCACCACCUCCGUCGCCAUGGGCAAGAACAAUAAGAAGAAGAGCUCCCGUCCUCAUCAUGAUCUGAUGACCUCCGAUUUCCCUCAGCACGCGUCGACUUCCCAGUCUACGAUAAUCGAUACCCAUACGCAUCUUCUCUCCACGUUUGCGCUGUACCGUUCCAAGUACCCUGAAGGGCAGUAUGAGACAGCAUUUGACUUUGUCAAAGGCGUGUACGCGGGUAAGGGGGUGGAGACGAUAGUCGAUGUGUGGUGCGAGCCGGAAGUGUUCAUGCGAGGGACAUGGAAGGAGCUGGCAGAUGGGAAAUGGGAGAGCAUCAAGUAUCGAUUCGUUAUCGGCGUUCACCCACACGAAGCAAAAUCCUUCACCCCUGCUGUGGAGUCCGAGAUUCUCACUGCACUAUCGCAUCCGUCCUGUGUUGGCCUUGGUGAGAUCGGGCUGGAUUACCACUACACGCUCUCGCCGCCAGACGUCCAGCAACGGGUGUUUGCCCAUCAGUUACGGAUAGCCGUGGAUCGCGGUAUUCCUAUCACGGUGCAUACACGGGAAGCAGAAGAAGACACAGAGAGAAUCAUGAAGGACAUUGUACCAAAGGACCACCGGGUCCACAUCCACUGCUUCACCGACACCGCCGCCUUUGGCCUCCGCCUCCUCGACCACUUUCCGAACCUCCAUAUCGGCGUGACAGGCGUCGUCUGCUACGCAUCGAACGUCAACACAGUCGAGCUCCUCAAGCAAAUGGCGGCCACUGGUAACAAGCGGAUCCUGCUGGAGACCGACGCGCCGUAUAUGGUCCCGGCGAACGUGUACAGCGCACUGGAGCCCAAGCAGUCGAGAUUGCCGUUCUCCCACUCGCUGAUGAUUCCCUGGACGGCAGAGUUUGUGGCAGACGUUAUGGGCGAGGGGUGGGAUACGGAGCAGGUGUUGGAUGUGGCGAGGGAGGGUGCUAGGAGGGUUUAUGGUGUCUGA
Molecule: messenger RNA, 1017 nt
Organism: Guyanagaster necrorhizus
Lineage: Eukaryota; Fungi; Basidiomycota; Agaricomycetes; Agaricales; Physalacriaceae
Exons: 4
Coding region: 1-1017 (338 amino acids)
Molecular function (GO): hydrolase activity, acting on ester bonds
Source: RefSeq, a predicted model, not a curated record